CAACACAAAUCAGAUAACAUUUGGACCAAUAACCGUUAUCUUGCUGCUAUACCAAGUGGUUGCGCGUGACCCAAAUAUAAGUAUCUUAGGUGUCCCAGUGGAUGUACAGCUGCUCCCACACUCCACCACAACAGGAGUGGCUGUAGGAAUGCUCAACGCAUUACGCACGAUGGUGCUCCCUUCGUCACGCUACGUAAUGCCUUGGGUUGCCUCUGUGUUCUUGAGGAGCUGUCGUGGUCUGUCUUCCAUAGCUGGAGUAGCCCAAUCACUGACCACAACACAGUCCGUCACACAACCUCGGCCACAAUCACACAUCCCGGGACCCAAGUCAUGGCCUCUUCUGGGCACCAUGCCUGCCACAUUUACUGACCCAGCCUAUGACUCCACUAGGCUGCCCCGUCUCUGGCAAUCGUACUUCAAGAAGUACGGAACAAUUUUCAAGCUGAACUUCCCUGGACAGGGAGAUGUUGUUUUCCUGUGUGAUCCUUCAGACAUUCAACAUCUGUAUAAACAGAUGUUCGAAAAUCCUCGUCGACCUUUAUUUGAUUCACUAAGGAAAAUACGCAUUAACAACGGUACCAAGAUUUUCAAGGCAAAAGAAUUAGGGAUCCUUGUUGAGCAAGGGGACAGCUGGUGGCGGGUGAGGAAACAGGUUCAAGUACACGCUCUGAAAUCCAGGACUGUAGCUCAUUACCUGCCACAGGUGGACCAGGUGGCACAAGAGUUCGUCGCCAGGUCAGCCGGAGCGGGACCACAAAAUGAGCUUCCUGGGGAUUUCGUAGAAGAAUUGUUAAAGUGGGCACUGGAGUCCCUGUGCCUGGUGGCCCUCAACCAAAGAGUGGGAUGCUUUGAAAACAGUGAGGAAGGGAUGAGGAUCAUCAAGUCAUCCCUGACCAUGUUAGACGCUGUAGGUGAAUGUGAGUUUGGUUCCCAGCUGUGGAGGUACUUCACUACCUCUGCACUGAGACGAAUGUGGAGGGCUCACGAUUACAUUCUUAAAAUAGUCUUGGAAAAGAUGGAACAAGCUAAGAGGAACCUAGAGGCCCGAAGUCCAGAGGGCAGUGCUAAUCUGAACAUCCUGGAAUCGCUCAUCACCACCCCGGGCCUCUCCUUCGAGGACGUUGCCACUUUCAUGAUUGACCUCUUCUUUGCUGGCAUAGACACUACAUCAAUGAGCACGGUGUUUACCAUGUAUAACCUGGCUCGUCACCCUGACAAGCAGGCGAGGCUACAGGAGGAGAUGGAUCAGGUGUUGGGCGAUGGCCACCAACCUCUCACUGUUCACCAUCUGUCCAGGCUCUCCUACCUUAAAGCCUGUGUGAGGGAGAAUUUCAGGCUGUUGCCAACAUCAUCAAUUGUGACUAGACUCCCUAAUAAGGACGUAACACUUCAAGGUUACAGAGUCAAAGCUGGAACUCACAUUUACGUCAGCAUUAAGGAGUCAGGCAUGUUGGAGGAAUACUUCCCCCGGGCGACGGAAUUUCUACCGGAGCGUUGGUUGAGGGACAACCCAAACCGUCUUCAGAACCAGUUCGCCUCCAUGCCCUUCUCUAACGGCACUCGCAUGUGUGUGGGCAGGAGACUGGCAGAGCAGGAGAUUUACGUCCUUCUCGCAAGACUGCUACUGAAGUAUAAUUUGGAGUACAAGUACGAAGACUGGGACCCAGUUUUCACAUUCAUAUACAAACCAGACAAGCCACAAAACUUCACCAUGACUGAGCGUUGACGUCCUCCUCCGCUUCCUGUCUAUUAUUAUUAUAAUCAAAUAAAGCGCUAAAUUGACAAGGGUCAUGCAGCGCUGCUGGGCAGAACAUAAUGCUGGG
Cherax quadricarinatus is the source of this 1823-nucleotide messenger RNA. RefSeq names its product probable cytochrome P450 49a1. The record is from RefSeq and is a predicted model, not a curated record. Lineage: Eukaryota; Metazoa; Arthropoda; Malacostraca; Decapoda; Parastacidae. Gene Ontology annotation, molecular function: heme binding; oxidoreductase activity, acting on paired donors, with incorporation or reduction of molecular oxygen; monooxygenase activity.